Molecule: messenger RNA, 316 nt
Organism: Racocetra persica
Lineage: Eukaryota; Fungi; Glomeromycota; Glomeromycetes; Diversisporales; Gigasporaceae
Source: the annotation of a GenBank genome assembly
AUGUUUUUACGUUCCGAUCUGAUCGAAUCUGAAGAAUCUAAUAUAUUUUUUAUCUACGAUGCGAUCGACUCUUUCAAUUUAAAGAAAAGAUAUUUGUUAACUUUACACACUGUUCGAGCUGAUAGAACCAAAUUUAGGAUUAAUAUAUAUAAGGAAGAUAUAGUAUUUUUCGAUAUAAAAAUAAAAUCUGAAGAACUGAUAUCAGAAUAUAAAGAAGAGUUUCUACCAGAUUAUUAUGAGUUGAUAGUAGCACGACCUUUCGAUUCAACAGAAGAAUAUCGGUUCCUUCAUUUAUUUUAUCUGUCUCUUAAGGAUC